CCGGAUACUAAAAAAAAAAAAUGGCGACGAAGGAGGCGGGAGUCGAAUAAGGCAGCAGAAUAAAUCGGGCCAACGGCAGCCAUAAAGGUGACAGACAGACAGACCGAGAGAGAGAGAGAGACCCCGAGGCUGUGAGACUGGUAAUCUAGAGACGGAGCGAGGCCUUCAUCCCAUCUCUGUGCAGCUUGUUUUAUCAUGGCUACAGGAGGUGGUCCCCCAGAAGAAAUAAUCAGUGACCAGGAGCUACCCAACUGGAGCCACGAGUCUUUUGAUGACAGACUAAACAAUAUGGACUGGAGUGGACAGAAGAAAGCCAACAGGUCAUCUGAAAAGAACAAGAAAAAGUUUGCAGUAGAAUAUGAAACAAGGCUUACAAAUACUAUCUCCCCGGAAUCGUCUCCUGGUGUUGGUCGGAGGAGAGCAAGAACACCACAUACAUUUCCUCACACCAGAUAUGUAUCGCAGAUGUCUGUACCAGAACAGGCAGAAUUGGAAAGACUCAAACAGAAAAUAAACUUUGACCUGGAUCAGCAGAGUAUAGGCAGCGAUUCACAAGGCCGAGCAACAGCAGCAAACAACAAACGCCAGGUUGCUGAUGCCCGAAAGCCUUUUAACUUCCUGCCACUUCAACUUAACACUAACAAGGAUAAAGCUCCUUCUCCAAGUCCUCCUAAGCGGGAAACUAGUACCAGCAUCUUACCAAAAGACUUCCUGUCCCCCACUUUUAAGAAAGAGCUUCUGCGGAAUUAUCAGUUUUCUUUGGAAGAAGAUGGUAGAGGGGAACAAGCAACUGAUAGCAGUCAGGUUGUGAGUAGACUUAUAAAGAUUCGUGACUAUAUAACCAAGGCCAGUUUGCUGAGAGAUGACCUUAUUGAGAAAAAUGAAAGGUGUGCCAAUGUUGAACGCUUAACACAAUUAAUUGACCACCUGAAAGUCCAGGAAAACUCAUACCUUGUGUUUCUUCAAAAAAUGCUUGUUAGCGAAAAUGAGGAGGAUGUUCCAACUAUAGAUUCUGCAGUGGGAUCUGGUUCUGUAGCUGAGAGCACAUCAUUAAACAUUGACGUGCAGUCUGAGGCUUCAGAUACCACGGAGUUAUCUGUUAGUCGACCCCGAAUUGAGGACAAUCUAGGGAGCUCAGCUUCACAAAUGACGGUUUCAAAGUUUCAAGUUCAUACAUCUCCAAAAAAUCAAGGUGACAGACUCUCUUGGAAUGGGAGAGACAUAUGGCCACAAACCCAUUUUUCUCAACACCAUGAAUUACACUUUAAGGCUGUAGACCCUCAGAAGGAAGCUAAAGAGGAACUUAAAAAUAUGAAGAAGCAGCAUGCCUUAUUAACAAGAAUGCUUCAGCAACAAGAACAGCUCCGGGCUCUCAAAGGAAGGCAGGCUGCUCUCCUCGCUUUACAGCAUAAGGCAGAACAAGCAAUCGCUGUGAUGGAUGAAUCUGUAGUUACCGAAACUACAGGAAGUGUUUCUGGUGUAAGUUUAACUUCCGAGCUAAAUGAAGAGCUAAAUGAUUUGAUCCAGCGCUUUCAUAACCAGCUUCAUGAUUCUCAGAGUCCACCUGUGCCAGAUAACAGAAGACAAGCUGAAAGUCUUUCACUUGCAAGAGAAGUUGCUCGAAGCCGAAAUUCUUCUUUAUCAGAACCUGUGUCAGAAGAGCGAGGCCCACUCUUUAGCAAGGUUGGAGUACUGCUAGAAAAGAAACAAAAAAUGGACUCCCUACUAGGAGAACUUCAUACACUACAUGAUACCCAACUGAAUAAUAAUGCAUUUAUGGCAUCCACAGGUUCCCCACAAAGGAGCUUGGAUCAGAGAAGCAUAGGAUCAGCUGCCUCUGGUCCUCUCAUCUCUGACAAUAGAGCAACAAACAGCAGUGCAUUAGCCACUGCUUAUCCACCUGUACCUGCUGUAUCUCGUAAUGACAGUGAAGAUGGAGAGAAUCAAAACCCAGCAGAAAAACUCAAGAAAUUGCAAGAAGUUCGAAAAAGAUUAAACGAGUUGCGUGAUUUGGUUCAUUAUUAUGAGCAGACAUCUGACAUGAUGACAGACGCUGUCAAUGAAAACACUAAAGAUGAGGAAGAAAGUGCAGAUUCCGAGUAUGAAUCUGAUUCGGAGCAAGAGUUAACUCACCCUAUCACUAACAUAAGAAAUCCACAACGCAUGCAUAGCUGGGGACAAAUGAAUAGCCUCACCAACGUUCCAUCUGGUACAAAUAACAGAGAUGAAAGACCACUUAACACCGAAUGUGAAAUAAACAACAGAUCUUCUGUUAAUUUAAGACCCUUCAAUGUGUUGUCUUCAUUAGAUUGUUUGUAUAAAAGUGAAGUUGAUAAGGAUAGAAUUCGUGAAAUGGAGCUGGAUGAAGAAGAUAUAGAGGAUGACCAAGCAAGCCGGGCAUCUGUAUCCAGUAGUAGCAGUGUUGCUGAUGAAAACAGUAGCGAUUUCCAGCAAAAAUUUAAUCGACUCAUUGCAGCUAAACAGAAACUUCGACAGCUACAGGAUCUUGUUGCAAUGGUACAGUAUGGUGAUGAUACAGAGUCUGAAACCAUUGCAGCUGAGAGAUCUGGUAGUGAUCACCUUUUAACAGAGGCCUCAAACGCUACACAGCAACCAAAUAACACUCGUCAAAAUUCGUCUAAAGUUCAAAAAGAUAUAGCUUUAAAGGAACAAGCAAGAGAGAAAUUCUAUGAAUCUAAGCUUCAGCAGCAGCAAAAGGAACUAAAACAGUUACAGGAAGAACGGAAGAAACUUAUUGAAAUUCAAGAGAAAAUACAGACUUUACAGAAAGCUUGUCCAGACUUACAGCUGUCCACCUCUAGUGCUGGAACCUUUCCCACUAACAGACAUUUACCAACAACUACUUCAACUCCUGAGGUUGAUGAUCCUAGCAAAGCAAUAAUUCCGACUAUGCCUGACCCUGAAGAUUCUUCAUCUGUGGAUAAUGAGGUGUGGUCAGAAAUUCGAAGGCACCAAAUUGUACGGGAGGACUUGAGACAAAGAAGAAAGCAGUUAGAGUCCCUGAUGGCAGAGCAGCAGCAAAGACAUGGAUUAACAGAUACAAAUUCAGCUGCAUCUCUGAGAAGUGAAGACUCUGAAAAUCAGGGGUAUCAGCACCAAAGCCGGACAGAAAAAACAAUGGCAACCUGGGGUGGAUCCACCCAGUGUGCACUUGAUGAAGAGGAGGAUGAUGCUGGAGUUUCAGAUGUAAACCAGGUGGAGGAGGAGGAGGAGGAGGAAGAAGAAGAAGAAGAAGAAGAAGAAGAGGAGGAGGAGGGUGAUGAUGAUGAUGAUGAUGAAGGAGAUGAACAAGAUGACGCCUUCCAUGGAAAUGUUUCUUAUCGUCAAAAUAGCAGGAAUCAAAGUGCUUUUAGUGAAAACCGCAAUGAACAUUGUAGCAAAAAUUGGUCAAAGGGCCAGCGUACAUUUUCAGUUGAUGGCAAUUAUCGUCCCUCACCCAAAACAAGACAACAGCAGAAUAUUAGUAUGCGGCGCCAAGAAAAUCUCCGCUGGGUAUCAGACCUCUCUCAUGUGGAGGAGAAAGAACAAUGGCAGGAGCAAAUUGAUCAUCUAAGAAAACAAUUGGACUUCAGCACAACUAUUUGUCAAACUUUAAUGAGAGAUCAACAGACCCUCUCCUAUCUGCUCCAGAGCUUUUUAGCAAAUCCUUAUAAUGUAAUGCCAAAUAAUGCAGGGUCAUCCCAAGUCCAGCUUCUUACUCAUCAGCUGAAUCAGUCCUAUUGUCAACUUAACUGGCAACAAAACAAUGUCAUGAGAUUAAGGCAAAUGCUGAAUGAUGUUAUUCGGCAACAACAAGAACACUUGCAACAAGAUCACCAACAGCAAAGUGACAGAGGCAGCAACAUACCUCCACCUACAUCUUCCAAUAUGUUUAAUAACUUAAGCUUCCUUCCUCCACACAUGAAUUUCUUUAAUAUGUCUCCUUUUGGAAACCUUCCAAACUUGGCACCAGGUAUGAACUUUAAUCCUAUGUUUCCAUCUGGUUUUGGAGAUUUCACGCAAAGUGCUGCUUCUCACAUUGAUACACCACUCCAGCCUCCUGAUCCUAACACUUCUGCAAAGACUGAAUACAUGGCUUUUCCUAGACCAUUUGAAAGUAAUCCUUCAAGUUCAACGGACAAACAAAGGAACCCACCACAGGCACCAGUAGAUGGAGAGAGUGGUAGAGGAACAUGUGAAGACCAAAAUAAUGCUCUGGGGAAAAAAUCCCCAUUUUUGAACCCUGGACAUUCAGCCUGUUGUACCACACUUAAACAACCAGAGGCAUUAAAGAGAAUAAAGCGGUUUGAUGAAGAAUCCCUGGAUAGUUUGAGCAGUAUGCCAGAUCCAAAGGAUCCAACUACAGUAACUAAAACCUUUAGGAGUCGAAAAGCAUCAGCCCAAGCUAGUUUGGCAUCGAAAGAUAAAACGCCGAAAGCAAAAAACAAGAAAAGAAAGAUUUCACAUCAAAAAAGCAGAGCAAUGAAAAACUUUGGCUUUCACACUGUGGACGCUUCCAAGACACAGUGUGACAAGACAGCUGAAGCUAAACAGAGUCACAGUAAACAUGCCCAGACUGAGGAGAUGACUGCAGGCCAUGUGACCCCCAGCAAUAGUGAGCAUUUGUUGAGAAUGAAAAAAGACAACCAAUCUGCAGAGAUGACCUCAGAGGCUGGUAGUGACUUUUCUAUGUUUGAAGCUUUACGUGACACCAUCUACUCCGAAGUCGCUACACUGAUUUCACAGAAUGAAUCGCGCCCACAUUUCUUGAUUGAACUCUUUCAUGAACUGCAGCUUCUGAAUUCAGAUUACCUUCGGCAAAAAGCAUUGUUUGCAUUGCAGGAUAUUGUAACAAGACGCAUCACUGAAAAGAAGCCAGACUCCUCAAAAACAUUGGAAUCUGCUUGUUGGAUUGCUUCUAGUGCUGAAUAUACUCCCAGCCAAAGUCUGGUUACAACUGAUGAUGAAAUUUAUGAGAAAAUCUCUGAUGGGCCGGUUCUUCAUGAGAAUGUAAAAAACGAAGGUGAUAAUGUUAGCAAUUUAUCAACGUCCUCAAAUUUUGAACCAUUUGCAACUGAUGACCUUGGUAAUACAGUGAUUCAUUUAGAUCAAGCAUUGGCAAGAAUUAGAGCUUAUGACCGCAUGAAACUUGAGACUGAAAACAAUUUAGCUGCUGACUGCUGCAAUAAUCUUAACCGUUCUGUUACUAAUUUGGGAGAUGGUCCAACUGACCCGGAAAGCGCCAAUGCUGAACAAUCAGGAGAUGACGCUUCUAUGGUUCCCUGCCCACGCAUUGAUACUCAGCAGCUUGAUCGACAAAUAAAAGCAAUUAUGAAGGAAGUCAUCCCAUUUUUGAAGGAACACAUUGAUGAAGUUUGCUCACCAAAUCUGCUAACAUCUAUCAGGCGAAUGGUUUUGACCUUAACACAACAAAAUGAUGAGAGCAAAGAAUUUGUGAAAUUCUUCCACAAGCAGCUUGGCAGCAUUCUACAGGAUUCACUUGCAAAAUUCAGCAGUAGAAAACUGAAGGACUGUGGUGAAGAUCUUCUGUUGGAGAUUUCUGACGUCUUGUUUAAUGAGUUGGCAUUCUUCAGACUUAUGCAGGACCUGGACAGUAACAGCUCUGCACUUCAAGACAGAUGCAAGCGGACGUCAGAUGCUGUUGGAGUCUUCCAGUCUUUUACCAAAGAGGCUCAGAAAACAGUUGAAGAUGAAGAAAGCUCAGCUCCUGGACAUAUGGAUGAUGAAGAUAAAGAUAAAGAUGAAUCGGAGACCUUACAAAAAGCACAAAAAAGUGAAAAUGUGGAGGCUACUCUUGUCCACAGUGGGAGAUCAGAUGUUUCUGAGGAAGAAGAUGGGAAUGAAAAUCUUCCAGUUUCCAUAAGUUUAUCCAAAGCUGAAACUCAAGCUUUAACAAAUUAUGGUAGCGGUGAAGAUGAAAAUGAAGAAGAGAAUGAUUACUUUCAGGCCAUACCUGUUGAUGUCCAGACUUCUCUGGAAGCUAGCAAUGAAGCUACUGCGGAAAAUGAAAAAGAACAGGUGUUUAAAGGCACAGUUGAAAAAGUAGCAGAGUGUGAAAACAAUGGAUUGUUGGGCAAAAAUGAUAAAGGAGAAAGGGAUGUGUCACAUGAAGAUCCUGUAGACGAUGCUACUGCAAUUACUCCUCCACUUCUGCUUAAUAGUGACGAUGCAAACACAUCCACAGAAAUAUCAAUUCAUACAAAGUUGCCUCUUGCUUCAUCUGAUAGCUCUGGUGCUGGAAGCCCUGCCACUGAUUCCCCUGUACUAGUUAAUGAAUAUGAAAGUGGCUCUGGAAACCAUAGUCAGAAAUCCGAUGAAGAGGACUUUGUUAAAGUUGAUGAUUUGCCACUGAAACUUUCCAUACCCAAGUCUGAUCUAAUGAAAGAAAUAGAGAAAGAAGAGCAGAAAAACAAUUUGUGCAAUGAGAUCCUGAAUUUGCAUGGACAAGCAAAUGGCACUGUCGAGCUAGCGGGAGAUGCUCUGACAUUGAAAGAUCCUGCUACCUUUGGCUCCCAUUCUGCAUGAAAACUGUGGCAGAGCACAUGAUCUCCUUCUGCAGAGCUGAAACAUUAACAUACGGCACCUUCUAAGUUUCAAGUUGUUUAAAAUGUUUUUAUUCUGGAAACUGCUGUAAAGGUUUUGUUAAAAAUAAAAUCUCCCAAUGGCAGUUAUGUUGAAUCUAAUAAAACCUGUAUUGUUUAAAAAAGACAAAAACACAAACUCCAUGCUCUGUCCUUUUC
Messenger RNA from Pelobates fuscus (common spadefoot toad), 6761 nucleotides. It is a transcript of the gene PCM1, whose product is annotated as pericentriolar material 1. The transcript has 40 exons. The record is from RefSeq and is a predicted model, not a curated record. Gene Ontology annotation, biological process: microtubule anchoring at centrosome; cilium assembly; protein localization to centrosome. Gene Ontology annotation, cellular component: ciliary basal body; centrosome; centriole. NCBI's taxonomy places the organism in Eukaryota, Metazoa, Chordata, Amphibia, Anura, Pelobatidae. Bases 196 to 6546 code for a protein of 2116 amino acids.